GACCCCCGGCGAACGAACAGCAGAUGAAGAUGGAUAUCAGUAAAGGGAAGCAUCCUCACAAAGACCAUUCCACGGGUUACCCAACCCAUUCGCAUCUCUUGUCUUCCGGCGCAUCCAAAAUCUUCGCGCCGUCCUCCAUUCUCCACCCGCAGCGAGCUUUCACUGCACGCUUGAACGCUGCCGAACAGCGUUCGAGCGACAAUCCAGAACAUCAGGAUCAAACUGCAGCCAGUUCGUCCAAAACUGGAGAACACGCCGAGCACCUUCAGACGUCGCCGUCUGAGGGUUACACUCCUGACCUAGCAAAAUCGGUGCCGCUCGAGCCGAAUCGCCAGUCUUUGAUUGAAGACAUUAUUGCGCUGUAUAGCUGCCAGCCGACAGUGCAGCGGGUCAAGCGGUACAAUUUUGAUUGCGUGUACGAUGACCAUUUUAUCCAUAUCAGUGAUCGCGACCACUACAAAGUGGCAGAUCUGUGGGUUGCGCUGCCAAAAUUGUUCAAAGAAAGCAAGAACAAUGGAUACCAAGUCAUCAAAAACGAGCGGGCCUUUAUUCAGCUCAAGAUUGACCAGACUUGGGUCUUUGGAAGUUCUUCUAAGACAGCAAGGGUCAUUAGCCUUGUCUCACUGUCCCUAGAUCCCGACACUGUUGACUCAGACUUCAUUCAGGUCAGGUGUCACAACGACCAGAUCACCGAUCAAGACCAUGGUUAUGGUUACGAAGGGUUGGGUUCCAUUUUCAAAAAGUGGCAGGCCGACAACGUCGCCAGGUACAUGGAUAGCCCGGAGGCUGCGGAAUCUGAUGCAGAUCGGAGUGCGGCAAAGGAGCUUGUUUAAAAAUAUGGCAUUGGCAAAAUUGAAAGCAACGCACCCAAGGAUCAGUGUUUUACGAAGAAGUACGAACGGCAAUAUCGGAUUCAGGGUGGUACACAAAAAAGUUG
Molecule: messenger RNA, 937 nt
Organism: Aplosporella prunicola CBS 121167
Lineage: Eukaryota; Fungi; Ascomycota; Dothideomycetes; Botryosphaeriales; Aplosporellaceae
Exons: 3
Coding region: 24-833 (269 amino acids)
Source: RefSeq, a predicted model, not a curated record